UUGAGGCGAGGCAGCCGGAGCGGACCGGGUCCUGGACCAGCAGAGGAGCGCUGCAGCGGGAAUAUCCUGUCGGUUUUCUUCCUCGUCCUCUUCCUCCUCUCACAUCUCCAUGCGUUGCUCCGGGAUUCGUGCUCCCAAUCCAUCCGACAAUCCUCUCGAUCUGUCCUCUCUUUGCCGUCUGAAACGUCCCGACUGUCCGUCCAGAACUUUACAGCCCGACAGACCCAGACAGACGUUUGCGGAACCGAAGCGGGACUAAACCGUGAAGUGGGAUGAACCUGGGCGAGUCCAGAGAGCCGGUCCUGCACCGCGGCCGGGUGUCCCUGGGGGGCCACUGGACCUCGGGGACCCCGAGUCCCGCCUCGGAUGCAGAGAUGGGUUUCGAGCAGAGUCUCUCCGGGGACUGCAGCUCCCCGGACGGAAUCGGACCCGGGAACCUGAGGACUGGCGAACCCAGGAUCCCUCUGAGCCCCGGUCAGUCCCAGGCGGCGGCGGGGGACGGGAAGGCCGCCGGGGCGGAGCAGCGGAUCCGGAGGCCCAUGAACGCCUUCAUGGUGUGGGCCAAGGACGAGAGGAAGCGGCUGGCUCUGCAGAACCCCGACCUGCACAACGCCGUGCUCAGCAAGAUGCUCGGUCAGUCCUGGAAGGCCUUGAAUGCGACGGACAAGCGGCCGUUUGUGGAGGAAGCCGAGCGCCUGCGGGUGCAGCACCUCCAGGACCACCCCAACUACAAAUACCGGCCUCGCCGCAAGAAGACCACCAAGAAGCUGAAGCGGGUGGAGCCGGGGCUCCUCCUGCACAGCCUGGCGCAGGGCGGCGCCCCGGGCCUCGGCGUGGGAACCGGCGUCGGCCCCCUGGGUGCAGAGGGCGUCUCCGGAGGUUCUUCCUACGGGCAUCCGCCACAUCAGCACCACCCGCACCACCUGCUGUCGUCGAUGGGGCACUUCAGGGACCUCCAGGCCCCCGGACACCCGGACCUGGAGAGCUACGGCCUGCCCACGCCGGAGAUCCCUCUGGACGUCCUGGAGGACGGAGCCGGGGAAUCUGUGUUUUUCCCCCAGCAUAUUCCGGAGGAGGGAGGCAUGGGCGGGUGGAGCGGGUACCACCACCACCUCCACCACCAUAACCAGCACUACAGCCACCACUACAGCAGCCACGGUCACUCCGCCCACGGCUCCUCAGGGAUGAGCGCUGGCGCCGCUCUGGCUCCGCCCAGAAGCUCCAGACUGGUCGAGUCCAACCUGAGUUCGGUCAACUCUAAGUUGAACCAACAGAUCACCCUGAGGAGUCCCAUGAAGUGCCCGCCUCCUCCGCCCGACUCCUCCUGCCCCGCCUCCUACCCCCAGACCUCCAUCAGCCUCCCGGAGCCCGUCAAGUGCCACCAGACGCUGAGCGGCGCUCCCGUCGGCUACUUCAGCCAGAUGUACGGGAGCGCCGCGCCCGCCGGGUCCCACUUCGCACCGUCCCACCUGGGGCAGCUCUCACCCCCACCCGAGGUGUCUCCUUCGCCCUGCUCCACCUCCUUCCUCCCCUCCGUGCUCUUGGACCACCCGAACCCCGACACCUCCGGCCACCUGCCGUCUUCUUCUGCUGAGUUCUGGUCCGAGGUGGACAGGCACGAGUUCGACCAGUACGUCAACGUGGGGCGGAGUCGGGAGGAGGUGUUUGGACUGGGCGGUGGGGGCGGGGUGGGACCGAAGGUCCUCGCUGGGCGCGGCGGUAACGGCGUGAUGAGCGGCUGUGACGACGGCAGCAGCCCUCUGAUAUCGGCUCUGUCCGACGCCAGCAGCGCCGUCUACUACAGCGCCUGCAUCACCGGGUAAACGCUCCCUCACCUCCGCCUGAUUUGUUUUGGUUCGCUUGAACCACAGUGACAUGAAGAAGGGAAGGAAUGCUGGGAAAAUUAGUUUUGGCUCAUACCUUUGGUCAAACGCUUGCCUCACGUUUCUCGAACUGGUUCAGCUUGAAGUGAGAUGAGUGUUUUUUAUCACACAGGGCCUAAAUAUACAAAACUGAAACAAAAGGAAAUACCAAAGACGGCUCAGAAGGACCCCGUUUACAUGACAAUGUUUCCUUCAGAACGUUUUAAAUUUACACAGAAAAAGUUUGAAAACGAAGUCCGUUUACAAGACAACGGCAGAAAUAGUGAAAAACAUGUAUUUUUCAUGUUUGGCCACUAGUGGGUGCUGUUGGUUGUUUUGGAAAUGACACCACAGAGAACAGCAGAAACAGAAACAUGAACAGUGGGAGUGCAGACAUUUUGGCAACAAAGCUGGAUUUCUGUUACAGGUGACUCUCGCUGCAUUUUGUCCUCUUUCUACUGAGACGAAUUCAGAGCAUUUGCCAAAAGUUCCACUUUGGAAGCCAUUUUUUUCCAAAAAGUUGUGUAUUCAGAGGCUCUGGGCGUUGUUGUGAGGGAAACAAACGCGACAGUUUUAAAUAUUCAUUGAAAGACAUUGUCAUGUAAAUGGGGUUUAAAAUGUUUACCACCUUUUCUCAAUGUUUUCAUCCAGGGUGCUGAAUUCUACGUUUCACAUGAUUUUUGCUCAAUAAGAACGGUUUUGUCAUGUGGUGUUUUAUGUAAGUCGGGGGGUUUUCAAAGUUUGAGUCCAUCAGAGAGCUUGAGAAUUGGCUUUUGGAUGCCAUGCUUUCACCUGGAAAUGUAUCAUUUCAAUUCAUCGUAUUGAAAUAUGAUACUUUUGCACUUGAGCUUAAUUAAAGUGAUUCCAGCUACAAAAAUAUGCAUCUUAAUUUGAUUUCUUCUCAAAGAAAUCAUUGGAAAAUGGAGCAGGGCAUCAGUCGGACCCUGGCAGUGUUUCCUGCUGUCUGGCGGGACACUUUGAAAACCACUGCUUUAUAUGAUUCACACCUUCUCUCAAGAGUAGAUCUGAGUUAAAGUGCCUCUUCCUGAAGGAACAGACCUCUGAUUUGUUCCGUACGCUUCACUCUGGGUCUGCCUUUCAUCAGAAUCUCACCUUUUUUUUUUUUUAAAUCAUCUCAAGUCAACGUCAACACUUCAUCUCAGGACAAAGGAAAACAAUCUUCUCCAUCAGCUGAACAAGAACACAGUCAGAGUCGGACUCCCCGGCAUGUCGGGAAAUCCUCGGCGUCGCGCAGACACUCAGGACGCCUCACAAAGUCUGGUCCUUCAAGUAAAGCCAAAGUCUGCAGAAUCCUUCCUGCUGAACUCAGUUCGGCUGAACCGACGGGCCUCUGGAGGACUUCCUCACUUUAUACGCAACAUAUUAACCCCGUUCCACCAGAUUCUGGUGAGCUCCUCGCAGUUUUUUGGGUCUGAAAAGCCUUAUAAUGUUUAGAAAGUGUUGUUUGAUGAAGCCA
Molecule: messenger RNA, 3339 nt
Organism: Salarias fasciatus (jewelled blenny)
Lineage: Eukaryota; Metazoa; Chordata; Actinopteri; Blenniiformes; Blenniidae
Product: transcription factor Sox-18A-like
Biological process (GO): lymphangiogenesis; angiogenesis; vasculogenesis
Cellular component (GO): nucleus
Molecular function (GO): DNA-binding transcription activator activity, RNA polymerase II-specific; RNA polymerase II cis-regulatory region sequence-specific DNA binding
Source: RefSeq, a predicted model, not a curated record